This is a messenger RNA of Striga hermonthica, 1416 nucleotides long. The record is from the annotation of a GenBank genome assembly. NCBI's taxonomy places the organism in Eukaryota, Viridiplantae, Streptophyta, Magnoliopsida, Lamiales, Orobanchaceae.
AUGGAUUCGGAAAAUAAGAGUCCGGGUCGUGCUCCGGCAGAGGAUAAUGAAGAGACCAAAAAGUCGGAAACUUUUGCCGAAUCCAAGGUCGGCGAAAAUGGUUCUUUGGGAGAUAGUCACGGUGGUGAUUUACAUUUACUCCCUGAUGUUAAUGGAAAGGACACUGAACCAUCGUUUCCAGUAGGUUCAACUUCUCGCGAGACGAAACCAAAGAAAGGGUACGGAUUGAAGAAAUGGAGAAGGAUCAAGAGGGAUGUCACUAGAGGCAGGGACAGUAGCCCAGAAACUGGGAAAAUGAUGAUGCACGAGGUGUCGAACUUAGUUUCGAAUCCAAGCAAGCGAACUCAAGUUUAUGCUGAGAGGCAGCAAAAGUCUGAAGGCUCUGUUUCAUCCCCGAAUCCCGCGGUUCGUAAUUUUGGUGCUUUUGUGGGGGCUUCGGUUGAUAGUGUUGGGGUGGAUUCUGAGAAUGGUGAGGAUCACAGCAGCAUAUCAUCGACUGCAGCCAGUUUUCCAAACAUGAAAUACGAUAUGCCGCCUGUUUUGGGAUUUUCUCAAGAUAAGGACAAAAUGGGGAGUCUAGGAGGUAAUGGUCCGAGUCACUACUCUGGGCAACGUGGGCAGAAGGGGAUGGGCCAGGCCGAGGCUCCCAAGAACGCCAGAGGAGAGCGGGCGAAAAUCGAUAAGGAAAACUCGCGAUCAAGCGUGGAGUCCGAUUUGCGUAGCUCGAAUUUUGUUGUGUUUGCUCAGGCAAAUCACGUGAUAAGUAAUGGAGUACGAGGUGAAAAUGGUCAUGAGAUUCAGGAUGGUGAUGGGCCAUUUGGUAAUGAAGGAGGUUAUGAACCUUUGUCUCGGGACGCUGAAAAGGGAAGAGGUGAGAAUCACGGUUCCUCGUCCGAUCAGGAUCCUCUGCUUGAGUCUAUGUGUCAACUGCAGAAGGCACAGGAGGCACUAGAAGAAGAGGUGCUAAAGUUCAAGGAAAUAGGCAAAGAUGACGUUCACCCAGAUCUGGAAAACGAUAGCUAUGAGCAGUUCACAUGUAGCGAAGCUGUACUGGAUUUUUCUCCAGAAAUAGCAAAAGGAGAUCUUGAAACAGAACUCGAGGACCUAUUUAAGCAAAAGAUUGAAGCUGAAGUCGAGUACUUGACAAUAUCAAGAACAAUUCAAAAGCUGAGGAUUUGUGCCGUGGAUCAAAAUAUUGUUCCAGUAGACCAAAAGUUACCUGCCUCAGAGAUGACUGAAAACAAGCUUGGAGAUUUUUCUGAAGACAUUGCAAGCAUUGACCGAACAGUGAAGCUACAGAAAAAGGUGUGUAAGUACACGACGUGCUUUCUCGUGCAGUUAUCAUCGCUGUUUGUUAUCAUUGGAGUCUUUAUGUACAAGUUGUCGCCAAAUUAUUCGGAGGUUGUUCCGACUUAA